UCUGUAGCACCGCCGUAGACGGCUGUUAACGAUGGUUUGUUUGGGGAUUCGUUACGGUGGAGCCGGAGGUCGUUUAUUUCGCCAACCAGCUACUGGUUUCCUUGACGAUCGUUCGGGUCGGGUUUCUAGGUUUAACCACCUGCAUUCUCUCUCAAUCCCCAAUCUCGCCGCUAAAUCGCCAUUCUCGAGAAUCUCUACGGCGGUAACUGCGACUGCUGUUGGUGUUUAUGAUCGUCCUGUUUACAGGUCGGCUUCGUCUGUUUAUGAAGUCAGCGUCAAUUUAGCGCCGGCUGAAGCGAUAGUUAAUGACGAAGAAUAUGAUCGUACUUAUGAUAACCCUGGCGUUUCGGAGAAGUUCGACGAAUGGAUGAGAAAUUCAGUGACGGAAAUCGUGAAGAAUAUAAGACAAGCACCGUUGCUGGUCCAGAUAUACGCCGAUGGCGAAGUGAAGACGGAGAAGGCAGUUGAUGCGGAGGACUGGCCGAAUGUGGUUAGAGAGAGACCGUCGUCUCCGGAUGGGAUCAUACUUGUGGAGGAGCUCCAGGAGAAGAUAGACCCGGCUCUGUCCAAUGGUGAAUUCGAGCAAGAGGACGGAACUAAGGCCUUCGGAGUACUGAUUCAAGGUAAAUUCAAAGGAAGAGAUCGAUGUAAAUCAGCCUGUUAUUUGCUGAAAACAUGCAGCGUUAAUGGAGGAAUGGAACCUUUUUGCACCCAUUUUUGCUUGAUGAAGGUUAAUAGCUUUAGAAAAAGUGCCUCUUCACAAUUGAACGAUUGUUGGUUAUUACGAUGAAAAUGGAUGAGAAUUUCAGGUACAUAGCUGAUAGCUUAAUUGUAAAUUGUACAUUAUAUUCAUGAAGAUCAUUCAACAGAAACAAGAACGAAUAAAUUGAUUGUUCAAUUGCAAAA
Molecule: messenger RNA, 906 nt
Organism: Cynara cardunculus var. scolymus (artichoke)
Lineage: Eukaryota; Viridiplantae; Streptophyta; Magnoliopsida; Asterales; Asteraceae
Exons: 1
Coding region: 32-790 (252 amino acids)
Source: RefSeq, a predicted model, not a curated record